CACACAGCUGACGGAAGUGACGCGAAGUUGUUGACGCGAGGGGCUUGCUGGGAGAGUUUUAGCUAGACGCCAUUUUGCUCCUGGAAACAGAGGGAGAACAGCAGAGGUUGUAGCGAUUAAACACCCGUACACAUUUCCAGUUAAAUCAGCUCUUCAGUGGACACUAUGGCGAGUCCAGGAAAAGACAGCUACAGGAUGAAGAGCUAUAAGAACAAAGCAUUAAAUCCUCAGGAGAUGCGUCGAAGAAGAGAAGAGGAAGGAAUCCAGCUACGCAAACAGAAAAGAGAAGAGCAGCUGUUCAAGAGGAGAAAUGUGUGUGUACCUUCGAAUGAUGAAUCAAUGCUGGAAUGUCCGAUCCAGGAUCCAGACAUCAGCUCCACAGUACCUGUUGCAGGUGAUGGGGUAAUAACGUCUGAUAUGAUUCAGAUGAUCUUCUCUGAAGACCCAGACCAGCAGCUUAUUGCUACACAAAAAUUCAGGAAAUUACUCUCCAAAGAGCCCAACCCGCCCAUAGAUGAGGUCAUUUCCACUCCUGGUGUUGUCACUCGUUUUGUGGAGUUCCUGAAGAGGAGCGAAAACUGCACACUGCAGUUUGAGGCAGCCUGGGCACUCACCAACAUCGCCUCCGGCACCUUCCUGCACACCAAGGUGGUGAUUGAAACUGGAGCUGUUCCCAUUUUCAUUGAGCUGCUGAACUCUGAGUAUGAGGAUGUCCAGGAACAGGCGGUGUGGGCAUUGGGGAACAUAGCAGGAGAUAAUGCUGAGUGCAGAGACUAUGUGCUCAACUGUGGCAUCCUGCCAUCUCUACAGCAGCUGCUCGCUAAAUCCAACCGUCUCACAACAACCCGCAAUGCAGUGUGGGCGCUGUCCAACCUGUGCAGAGGGAAGAACCCGCCACCGGAUUUUGCCAAGGUGUCUCCUUGUCUCAGCGUGCUGUCCCGGCUUCUGUUCAGCAGUGACCCAGAUGUACUGGCUGAUGCUUGCUGGGCUUUGUCCUACCUUUCUGACGGCCCCAAUGAAAAGAUCCAGACAGUCAUUGACUCAGGGGUCUGUCGCAGACUGGUGGAGCUGCUCAUGCACAGUGACUAUAAGGUUGUUUCUCCUGCUUUACGUGCGGUGGGUAACAUUGUAACAGGAGAUGACAUCCAGACUCAGGUAAUCUUGAACUGUUCAGCACUGCCAUGUUUACUCCACCUCCUCAGCAGUCCUAAGGAGUCCAUCAAGAAGGAGGCGUGCUGGACUGUGUCCAACAUCACAGCAGGAAACAGAGCUCAGAUUCAGAAUGUGAUUGAUGCCAACAUCUUCCCAGUCCUGAUUGAGAUCCUUCAGAAGGCCGAGUUCCGCACAAGGAAGGAGGCAGCCUGGGCCAUUACUAAUGCCACCUCCGGGGGCACUCCUGCACAGAUAAGGUAUCUGGUGUCUCUGAAUGCCAUCAAACCUAUGUGUGACCUGCUGACAGUGAUGGACUCUAAGAUCGUGCAGGUGUCUCUAAACGGUCUGGAGAACAUCCUCAGACUGGGAGAACAGGAGGCCAAGCAGAAUGGAACAGGCAUCAACCCAUACUGUGCUCUCAUUGAGGAGGCUUAUGGCCUGGACAAGAUUGAGUUCCUGCAGAGCCAUGAGAACCAGGAGAUCUACCAGAAGGCCUUCGACCUGAUUGAACACUACUUUGGCGUGGAGGAGGAGGACGCCAGCCUGGCUCCACAGGUGGACCAGAGUCAAGGCCAGUUUGUCUUCCAGCAACAGGAAGGACCCAUGGAGGGUUUCCAGCUUUAACUCCACCUCACCUCCACAGCCCCUUCUUCCUGGUCUCUGAGCCUUGGCCCGCUGGCCUUGAAACUCUCCUGGGACCUCACCUUGUCUCUGCCGGGCCAGCUCCACCAGCUCCUCCCCACACCUCUACCCCUAUGCCUUCACAACAACACAUACUCUACAGAGACACAGAGGUUUGUGAAUAUGGAGAUGGAAAGUGAGAGCUCAUCUGGCUCCAUGAUGUGGAGACUGUGGGAGCCUGACUGGAGGGCUCAGCUUUGCUGGUUUCCAUCCCACUAUGAGAUGUCUAUGCCAUGGGAAGCCAAUUCUUUUUUUUUUCUUUAGUGCUGCAGUAUGACGUUCCUUUGACUUCCUGUGAUAUUUUUAUCAUUCUAAAUGAAGUUAAUAAUAUUUAUGUUACAAUUAGAAACUAGUGUCUCCAAAUCAGCAUCAAUAUCCCUUUUUGAAUGUGAAACUACCUCUUCAGUCUUCAGAAAGAAAGAAACUGAAAGAGAGGAAGGAGGGAAAUAAAAAGCCCGAAAUGAACAGAUAAAGCAUCAGACUGAUUUUUUUUUUCUUCCUUUAUUGUGGCUGAAAUCCAAUCUUGAAUAAAAUCCUUGGUGUUGAAAUUCAGGGUGCAGUGGCUGACCUGUCAGCAGUCUGUAGGCAGGUAGUGGAUGUAAAUACAGUACUACUGUACGCCCUGGUGUUGCCAUACUUUAAAGUCUGAAGCAGCUGCAUGUCUCUCUGGGUUCUUUCUCCUCUCCUGUCCUUUUAACAGGACUUGAAGAGCACCUGGAGACUUGAGGUCUUUUAUUUAUUUGUUUUGUGGAAGCUGUGGAGGAGCUUCUCCUUCUCUUCUGAAGGCACCUGCUUCCUGGAUUAUGUAACUGGCCCUCUGGCCAGAGUUAGUUUGAAAUCUGUAAGUCCGUGUUGGCUGUUCAGUAGUGUUUUUGCUGCUUAUUUUAAAUGGCCUAUUUCGGAAAGCAGUAUGAGAGCAGGACAGGCGCUGUCUGAGUUACAUGAUGCAGUGUGUGCAGCCAUCUUGUUAGUUAAAUGAAAUCCUUGCUCUGUUCUCUAGUUUGUCGCUCUGAACUAGCAACAUGAUAAAUGAUAAAUUAUUUUUCUGCCUGCAGUCAUUUCCUGGAUAUGAUGGCAUUAGUCGACUGACUCGGAAGGUUUUGUAUAUUAUAUAUACAUGUAGGAAAGUGUAAAGAAAGUAUUUAAGUGGCUGCAGGAAGGUGUGAUAUGCAAUUAUGUUUUCUGGCUGAUAUGCAGUUGUAGUAUUUCCAGUCCAUCACUGCUUCUCCCUUAUGCACCCUCAACAGUUUGUUUUAUUUGAAGGAGGUUUGUCUCCUCUGAACCUUUAUGCUUUGAUUUUUAUUCAUGUUCUCAUUUUGUGGUUGAAGUCUUAAGAUGGAAGCACAGUGUUUUUUUUAUUUCUUCUUCUACUUUCGGCUCUAGCCCUGAAAUAUGAUUGACAGUUUUUUGAUGUGUGCACAUUUGAGUACAGCUACAUUAAUUGGUGGAGAACAGAACAUGAAAUUAAUCUAUAUUUAUGUGAAAUGGAAAAUAUUUGUAAUGCAGAAAUUACAUCAAACACAUUCAAUUGUGUAUAGUUUUCUAAUAUUUCUGGUUUGUAUGAUUGUAUAUCAUUUUUUAGGUUUUGGUAGUGUUUUUGUUUUCUCCUGUUUGGGAUUCAUUUGCUGUGUUGUUGUGGCUCUCAGUAGAAAUGCCUGUUAGAAGUACAGCAGCCCGUGUACAGGAGUGAUUUACUGUAUGCAGCCACAGUCUGUCUGUGGUUCCUAACACUGACUGGAUCACAGCUGGCUCAGGCUGUCUGCCUGACUCUUUUGUAUGGGGAUGCACACUUAUGUUGUGUAACAAGAAUUAAUAAAUUGAUCUGUUGGCUACAAACCACA
This is a messenger RNA of Lates calcarifer (barramundi perch), 3674 nucleotides long. It is a transcript of the gene kpna5, whose product is annotated as karyopherin alpha 5 (importin alpha 6). The transcript is spliced from 14 exons. Gene Ontology annotation, molecular function: protein binding; nuclear import signal receptor activity. The record is from RefSeq and is a predicted model, not a curated record. NCBI's taxonomy places the organism in Eukaryota, Metazoa, Chordata, Actinopteri, Centropomidae. Gene Ontology annotation, cellular component: nucleoplasm; cytoplasm; nucleus. Gene Ontology annotation, biological process: NLS-bearing protein import into nucleus. The coding region runs from base 166 to 1776 and encodes 536 amino acids.